Molecule: messenger RNA, 1853 nt
Organism: Maylandia zebra (zebra mbuna)
Lineage: Eukaryota; Metazoa; Chordata; Actinopteri; Cichliformes; Cichlidae
Gene: gtf2a1l
Product: general transcription factor IIA, 1-like
Biological process (GO): transcription by RNA polymerase II; transcription initiation at RNA polymerase II promoter
Cellular component (GO): transcription factor TFIIA complex
Source: RefSeq, a predicted model, not a curated record
GCGGUCACCUGCGCGUGUAUGCCUCGUGUAAAACAAUGCGACUUAAUCACAGUUAAUUGUCUAUUAUGUUUCCAAAUGGGUAGAAGUCUAGUGUGAAAGUUCCCCAGUCAUUCUCCAAGGAUGCUGACCGACACAGGCCCAGUGGCCAAGCUCUACUUGUCCAUAAUCGAUGACGUGAUUGACAGCGUGAGAGAGCUCUUCUUGGAUGAAGGAGUUGAAGACCGCGUCCUGGAUGAUUUAAGACAUCUCUGGGAGUCAAAAGUGAUGCAGUCAAAAGCAAUGGAAGGCUUAAGGAAAAACGCCAACCCAUCCAACUUUGUGCUCCAGCUUCCUGCCAGCUACACUCAGAGUGAUCAAGAGCUCACGGCCUCAGUUGUCAUCCCUGGAAAUCAAAAUAUCCGCAGCUUCCCGGUCAAGAACAAUUCAGAGACACUUGCUACCUUUUCCCUCCCUGCUGGAUUGGCUUACCCCGUGCAGAUACCAGCAGGAGUCACUCUACAAACAGCCUCUGGUCAACUUUACAAGGUCAAUGUUCCUGUUGUGGUUACGCAGGCCCCAGUGGGUCAGCAGCCUGCAACCCAAGCCAUGCAGAAAGUCACUGAAUGGAGGGAGGCUUCUGCCCCCCAGCCCACUGCAGUCCCACCAAAUCCUAUUGCUCCCCACGAGGUAGAAACAUCCUCUGUUCCAGCUCAGUCUGUCACACAGCCAAAGACCAUUUUACCCUCCAGUAAGGAGGGCAGCCUUCCCCUGCAGUCUACAGAGCCAGAUUUCCCACAGGAAGAAAAUGAGCCAAAUCCACAACCCAACCUCAGCACGACCGCCUCACCUUGCACUCAGUUAUUAGACUACCAGAUCAGAAGAGAGGAGGCUCUGGCACAGAUGGCUCAGAGCAGAGACAUUGAUGACAUCCUGAAAGAAGUUAUUGAGGAGGAGAGAGAAAAAGCAGAAUGGGCAAGGAAGCUAGCUCCUGUGGAGUCUGACAGCCAGUCUGAAGCGACUCUUGGGUUGGAUCUGGGCUACAGCCAGUUCUCAGACAUCGUUCAGCUCGAUGGGCCUGCAGGCAACUCUGACCUCGAGGAGGAAGAGGAGGUUCCCCUGGAAGAGAAUGACUUUCUGGGUAUAAUCAAUGCAGAGGCCAUGAAGGCCCUGCAGGAAGGAAAUGAAAGCAGUGAUGGCAACAGCAUCUCCUCCAGCAGCGACGGUGAAGGUGCAGAUGAACUCGCUAACAUAGAGGAGGAGGACCCUCUGAAUUCAGGUGACGAUGUGAUUGAGCAAGACAUCCCUGACCUUUUUGACACUGACAAUGUCAUUGUUUGCCAGUAUGACAAAAUUCACCGCAGUAAGAACCGUUGGAAGUUUCACCUGAAGGACGGAGUGAUGUGCUACGGCGGCAGGGACUACGUGUUUUCGAAAGCAGUUGGGGAAGCAGAGUGGUAAUGAACCUUAGUCCCCCUGAACAGAUCAGGGAAAGAGAAACUAUCAUUUAAAAAUGAAUUUAAAAUUCUUAGUUGUAGUAAUGUGGCUCACAGAGCAGUUUGUGACUACUGUGCCAGAUAAUCAUCAGAGCAAUGCUACAAGUCACUUAUAUCAUCCAGUUGCAUAAAGCAUUCCUUAUAAAUACUGUUUACUGAGUCAAACAGCAUGGAUUUAUGUUGUAUUGCACUUUGUGAAAAUAUUCUUUACAAGCAGAGUAAACCUUUUAUUUGACCUCCAAUGAUUGUUUGAGGAUAACAAACGUGCUGUUUGAUUUUCAAACAUUGUCACGUCUCUUUAAUUAUGCUCCAAAUAUACUGACCUGUACUGUGGUGCUGCGUUUAAUGAGCCCUCUUCUUUCUGUGAAAACCACUUCAAAG